AGGCAGGCAGCGAGACGCGGCAGCACCAUGAAGUGGAUGUUCAAGGAGGACCACGCGCUCGAGCACCGCUGCGUGGAGUCGGCCAAGAUCCGGGCCAAGUACCCCGACCGCGUCCCGGUGAUCGUGGAGAAGGUGUCCGGCUCGCAGAUCGUGGACAUCGACAAGAGGAAGUACCUGGUGCCCUCCGACAUCACUGUGGCCCAGUUCAUGUGGAUCAUCCGCAAGAGGAUCCAGCUGCCCUCCGAGAAGGCCAUCUUCCUCUUCGUAGACAAGACCGUCCCCCAGUCCAGCUUGACUAUGGGGCAGCUGUAUGAAAAGGAAAAGGAUGAGGACGGAUUCUUGUACGUGGCCUACAGUGGAGAAAACACGUUUGGUGUCUGAUGGCCUCUCCCUUCCUUCGCCUCUUGUAAAUAGCCUAUGGCUGGUGAUCAUGACCCUCCUCCCUUGGCACAUCCUGCAGCUGUCACUGGGUUGAUUUAAUAUAGUGAUAGAUUUUGGUUUGUUAGACUAGUA
Messenger RNA from Euleptes europaea (tarantolino), 513 nucleotides. RefSeq names its product GABA type A receptor associated protein like 2 (gene GABARAPL2). Gene Ontology annotation, cellular component: cytosol; autophagosome membrane; autophagosome. Bases 28 to 381 code for a protein of 117 amino acids. The transcript is spliced from 4 exons. Gene Ontology annotation, biological process: macroautophagy; autophagy of mitochondrion; cellular response to nitrogen starvation. Gene Ontology annotation, molecular function: ubiquitin protein ligase binding. The record is from RefSeq and is a predicted model, not a curated record. Lineage: Eukaryota; Metazoa; Chordata; Lepidosauria; Squamata; Sphaerodactylidae.